Molecule: messenger RNA, 348 nt
Organism: Drosophila takahashii
Lineage: Eukaryota; Metazoa; Arthropoda; Insecta; Diptera; Drosophilidae
Source: RefSeq, a predicted model, not a curated record
AUGAUCCGAAAACAAUUUAAGCUUUUAUUUGUUUUUGAUGCCACCACAACAAGUAAUCAGGAGCCGCCAACUUGUCUUCCAAAUGGUAGCAAAUCAAAUUGCCCAACAAAGAACGGAGCGGACCAGAAAAGACCGGUCGCAGCUCCACGAGGAGCCUGGUGCAAUGAGCAUACAUCAUGGCCAGAAGUUGCAUUUGGACACUGCCCGAGUACGAGUCCAAUUGAUGGAUCACCGAAAACCGACCGCCCGCUGCUGCAAUUGUUGCUGCUGCCGCUGUUGCCGCUGCUGCUCUUGCUGCAGCAGUUGAAGCUGCCGCAUUUGCAGUGGGACCAGCGCCAAAUGAGUUGA